UGACCUUCUCCCCCGCCACGCUAACUCUCCCAGCAGGCAGCUCAGCCACCUUCUUCUGCAAUAUCUCCAUGGAGAGCGACUCUCGCUCCGAGUACAGCCUCAAUUGGUACAAGGAGACCAACCACAGCCAAGCCCAAAAAAUUGCUGAGAUCAGUCGGAACAACCCCCCGACGAAGACAGAGAAGUACGUGCUCACCAACCACACUCCUGCCUUCAAAAUCGAGAUCCUGAACCUUCACCAGAAUGACUCAGGCUCCUACUACUGUGGGCUGAUCACCUUCUUUGAACCCAACAAAGUGAUGGAGAGCAACCGGUCCCAGCUGGUGGUCACAGAAGCCCCUGAGAAGGUAAAUACCACUGACGAGCCUGAGAUGGAGGAAGGCAAUCCCUCGGAGUACAUCAAGGCUGUGCUCCUGGGCAUCCUGCUGCUGGCCGGGGCAGUUUUGCUGCUGAUCUUCGGCUACCUCACCAUCACGUACAGGCGAGGAGAUGUGCAGAAACCACCAAGUGAAAACACGCCGGCGAAGGAAGAGAAGCCCCCGGAGGUGCCCGUGCCCACCGUGGACUACGGCGUGUUGGAGUUUCAGUGGGAACAGCACACCCAGGUACCCCCUGAGACCCGGCCGAUUGACCAGACUGAAUAUGCCACCAUCAUCUUCCCAGAGGAGAAACCCAUCACUCCAGAGCGGUGGAAGAAACACCCAGACGAGAGGACUCGGCAGCUGCGGUCACAGCCCUGCUGA
This is a messenger RNA of Pterocles gutturalis (yellow-throated sandgrouse), 743 nucleotides long. RefSeq names its product programmed cell death 1 (gene PDCD1). The transcript has 4 exons. Gene Ontology annotation, biological process: negative regulation of immune response; positive regulation of T cell apoptotic process. Gene Ontology annotation, cellular component: membrane; external side of plasma membrane. The record is from RefSeq and is a predicted model, not a curated record. Lineage: Eukaryota; Metazoa; Chordata; Aves; Pterocliformes; Pteroclidae. The annotation marks the transcript as partial.